Amphibalanus amphitrite is the source of this 3424-nucleotide messenger RNA. RefSeq lists its product as uncharacterized. Gene Ontology annotation, molecular function: chitin binding. Gene Ontology annotation, cellular component: extracellular region. The transcript has 3 exons. The coding region runs from base 512 to 2578 and encodes 688 amino acids. The record is from RefSeq and is a predicted model, not a curated record. NCBI's taxonomy places the organism in Eukaryota, Metazoa, Arthropoda, Thecostraca, Balanomorpha, Balanidae.
GACGAGUCGGAACCGAAAAAAAGUUCAGGGCUGUGAACUUUUUUCGGUUUCUGCGGGAUUUCGUUUUAGUGAUGAAUGAUUAGAAGUGAUCGUUGCUAAUAAUAUUGUAACGAUGGAACAGUUUCAAAUGUAAAUAAUGAAAAUCGUGUAAUUCAUGAUUAAAGAAGACAAGAUGUGUUUUAAAAGUCAUCAUUCUACUUCAAAUAUGAUCAUUGUAAUUAAGCUGACAAAUGAUAAUGAUCGAAAAUAUAUUCUUGCUAGUUGUAAAAUCCUUUAAACAAUUAUUUUUUUAUAAUUUUGUUAAAACACGAUAAUUUUAAACAUGAAUAAUUAAUUAAUUUGAUCACGUAUCCAUCACUACGCUAAUAAACAACACCGGCCACGCGGCGGCCGUCCGGAACGAAAAAACGCAGAAACCGUAAAAACGCGGAAACCGAAAUCACGCAGAAACCGAAAAAACGCUGAUAGUGUAGCCUGAGCUUAAGUCUUCUAAACCGUUCACAGGGCGAUAAUGAAUGCACCGAUGUUGGCGCGCCUGUCGAUGCGCCGCAGCGUGGUUCCAGUCCUGUUGGUGGCGUCUCUGAGCCUGCUGCGUGCAGACGCCACGCUCCUGAUGGACUCUAACAGCCCCAGUGACGCUACCGGAGACGGACGGCCGACGGCGACAUCCGGCCUACCGUUCAAUCCCGUCGGACCGGCGCCGAGCACCCUCCAGUCCCGGCGGCAAUCCAACCGGCGACCCAUCCGCCGGGCAGACAUCUCACUGACUCUGGGCGGCCGGCUGCUGCUCAACGGUCAGUCCAGCUCGGAGGGAGGCGGUCCGACGCAGGCUCCGGCGCCGGGGGAUCAGCUGGAGACGCCGCAGUCGGUCGUCGCAGCGGAGAGCGGACCCGGCCGGCGGCGGAGCCCGCUGGCGGCUGGACAGCGGUCCCGCCGGCUGCCGCCAGAGUUCCUGGUCUUCCCCGUCUACCGGAGCAAUGAAAUAAACGGCAGGGAAGCUGCAGAGGGCAGUGAUGGUGACAGGAACGAUAACGGUGACGAUGGGCGCGGACGCGGCGGGAGACAGCCCGCCCUCGAGUCUCCGCUCGUCGUGGUCACCACCACCACCACCCCCAACCGGCCGACCAUUCCGCCGACACCAAAGGAGACCACCACGUCCGCUCCGGUGGAGGCCCUGCUGCCCACCCCGUCGGCGUUCGACUGCGACUCUCCGGGCGGCCCUCCGGCGUCGCUGGCGACCCGGUGCCGGGCGCUGCGCCAGCUGCGGCGGCGCACGCUGCAGCACCGGCGGCGCGCGGCGCAGCUGCUGGCCCAGCAGCAGCUGCAGCGCAUCAUCGACCUGCACCUGGCCGACGUGUCCGACUCCCUGACCGUGCGCGCGCUCCGGCCCGAGUCUGUGGAGCUGAAGAGGAAGGAGCCGCCGCCGAGCCGGGAGACGACCACAGAGAGCGCCGACGAGCUGCCGUUCGCUGAGCGGCUACUGGAGGAGACGUCGCUUCUGAGGGCGAGAGCCGUGCCCCAGCCGAUCCCGGCACCGCACACGGCGACUGUUUCUCCGGCGCAGCGGAACAGGAGACGGAAGACGACCCUGCCCGCCGCCACCCGCACACCGCCCCCGGAGCAGCCGGACUGGGCGCUGGUGAGGGCUUCGGCAGCGGGGGACAACCGGCACGGAGUCGGCACGGAGACAGCGGCAGCGAACAGCGGCAGCGGCCGGCUGGAGACAGCGGUGGCCGAAAGGCCGCACCUAGAGACCGGCACGUCUCACAGAGAGAUCAACAAGCUACACAGAGACACCGACAAACAGCAUAAAGGCUCUGAAAAGCCACACUCGGAGGCCUACAGACACUUCGCAGAGAUAGAAAAGCGACACAGGGAAACUGAAACGACUACAAGAGAAACCGACAAGCCCAACACAGAAACUGACAAAUCACUCGUUAAAGCCCUUAUAUCUCAUUUGAAGACCGAAAAACUGCACAAACAAUUCGGAAAACCACACAAACAUGUUGACACACUGCACAUUAAUACCACAAACUACCAAGCAACGACAGGCAACCGGUAUGGAGGCAAUAAUCCUGCUAAACAGCAGGACAAAUAUCAUAAAGAUACAAGCACGCGUCUCACAGGGGUUGUCACACCUCACAAAGAACCGAUAUCGCCUCACGGACGGACGGACGGGACGGAGAGUGAGCGGCGGUGGAGGACGUACAGCUCCGUCAGCCCUAACAGCAUCCGAACGGCGCCCGACAGACCGGAGGAGCACGUCGCCGCGGCCAUCAGUCCACUCCCCACAGCUCCAGGCUCGCUGUUCACCACGACCAUAGUGCCGGAGGGCGGUAUGCCCAUCACCCAGAAGGGCGUCAUCCCGGGAUUGCUGGACAUCCCGGCGCGGGUGUACUUCAGCUGCCGGCACCGGGCGCCGGGAUUCUACGGAAACUCGCAGACCGGCUGCCAGGUGUACCACCAGUGUACGCCGGACGGAAAGAAGUACGACUACCUCUGCGGCGUGGGCACAGCGUUCAACGCGAAAACAAACACCUGCGACCACUGGUACAACACAUCAUGCGAGAGAUACUGAUGGAAGCCCGCAGUGACCAUCAGAGUACCGUUAACAGUGUUGGUGAACGACAACACGGCUCGCAAGCGCUUCCAGUGUUCACAGUGUCAGUUCACUGUGUCCAGUCCAAUGUAACUGUUGUCCAGUUAAUGACCAUUGGUUCGAGCGUCAAUGUUUUAGCUCCAUGUUCUGUCGUAAGUGCAGUGUCUGUGAUAAAUGUUUUAAACGUUUAGCGGUUAUGCUCGUGUACGCGUAUCUAUUCGUGUAUGAGUACAUGUUUCGAUGAGACGUAUAUCCGCUAUACGUUCAUACUCACACCACUUGUUAAAUGAAGCCCGCUGUUCUCUAUUGGAAGAGUUCUUGAUUUAAACUAGCAAUGCCAGUUUUUUACACUAAUUCUGAACAAAAUAGCUAUAAUUGUUGAUAGUGUUGAUAGUUAGAGUCGACACUUUUUUGGUAUUCAUGAAAUCAUAUUCAACUCAUAUACACUGUACAGUGCAGCUCACGAAUUGAUACCAGUGCUUGCAAGGAGAAGGGCAAUGCGCACAUUUGAGUUGAGUGUGCCGUAUGUAAUAUGAGUGUAAUAAUUAUUGUAUUUGCAGUUAUCGUAUUAUGAGCGCCGUGAAUCUUCGAGUAUUGUUUUGUCAUUGUCAUUGUGGUCUAUAGGAUAUGUGACUAGAGUGCAUGAUAAUCACUCGAGCCUGCUCCGCUAAUGCAUGGGUUGGUACUGCUUCAUUGCUCCCAUAGUAUAGGCAGCAGUGGGAGGAAGUGUUCAGGAGGAAAUUGGCGCUUCUUGGCGUGAAGUGUUCAACACUCACCUGUGCGGUGUAUGACAAGUCAUUUGAAAUAAACAGAGUCUUUCGUCAA